Molecule: messenger RNA, 6021 nt
Organism: Closterium sp. Naga37s-1
Lineage: Eukaryota; Viridiplantae; Streptophyta; Zygnematophyceae; Desmidiales; Closteriaceae
Source: the annotation of a GenBank genome assembly
AUGUUCCGCGAGAAUGUCUCGGCAUGGGACUGCUUCCAAUCUCGCGCUGACAUCUUUCCUGCAUUCUUCAACCGAGUCCUCGCUCUCAAGGACCCCAAACGGAAGGCGGGGAGCAAGCGAGCUCGGCAGGAGGAGCAGGAGGAGCAGGAGCAGAAGAAGCAGGGAGAGCAGGAGCACAAGGAGCACGGGGAGCAGCAGCAGGUGUCUGUUGAGGGAGAGCAAUCUCAGGUGGAGAAUGGCGCAAGCAAAGAAGCUGCUGCGGAGGGCAACGGUGUAGAGGGGGAGGGAGGAGAACCAAAGGAGAGCGCGGGCGCAGCAGUAGGGGAGGCUGGGGAAGGGGGAGUGGGUGCUGGAGAUGGGAAUGAGUUGGAGGGGCAGGGGCAGGGGGGUUCAGUUGUUGGGGGAGGAGAGGAGGAGUAUGAGCUGAGCAUAUACGAGAGGGUUAAUUACAUCGUCUUCAUCAUCCACUGCUUCCAGUCGCUGGAGAACCCACUGGUGCGGGCGUGUGUGCUGCCGCUGGUCUCUCUCCCCCUGUGGCACGCCCUCUCACCGGCCUGCAGGGAGCGCGAGCUGCACCCCCACGCGCACCUGCUCGCCCUCUGGGCUCGCCUGCUCAAGAGGGACGCCAAGAACCGCACUGCUAGGCUGGCUGCUGUGGCGGAGGGUGGGGAGAGAAGGGCCGAGGCGGAGGCCGCUGAGAGGAAGGAGAGGCGCGGGGUCCGAUUCCUGCCCGGGCUGAUUCUGGAGUUUUUUUCCGUGUUGGACGAGGUGGUGGAGAAGGGCCCGGACUACGAGGACGACCAGAGCGAGUCCGCAGGGGUGCUGCUGGAGAGGGCAGUGGACCAGCCGCGGCUGCUCUUCUGUGAGCGAUUCCUGGAGCUGCUGAUUGAUCUGCUCAGCCAGCUGCCCACGCGCAGGUUCUUUCGUCCUGUAGUGGAUGACAUGGCGGUCGCCGCCCGGUGCCGCCUCAGCCGGCUGUACCGGCACCCGCGCGGCCGUCUUUUUGUGCAGCUGGUGGAUCUGCUGCGAUUCUACGCUAGAUUCCAAAUGGACGACCACGCCGGGCGGCAACUGGAUGAGGAGGAGGUAGACAGGGAGCACUGCGCUCGAGUGUCGGCCCUUCAGCUGUUCCUAUUCAACAACGUGCCAGAGCUGCGGGACGUGGCUCUGACCAACGUGGGCAGUGUGGAGCAUGCUGACGGAGUGCGCAAGUGGAUGGGGCGACUCACAGACGAGCAGCUGGCGGAGCUGGUGCUCAACAAGCUGAAGCUGCUGUCUCGAGCAGGCCUGCCGUACCGCCCGCCACGCCACCUCCUCUCAUCCGCUCGCCGCCCCAAAACCCCCACACGAAUGGUGGUGGAGGAGGGUUCAGAGGAGGAGCAGCAGGCAGAGCAGGAGCAGCAGGAGGAGCAGCAGCAGGAGGAGCAGCAGUACUGGGAGCAGCAGAGGGCCGUGCUCUUCCACCGUCUCCGCCCGUUUCUCGAGGAAGUGGUCGUUUCCUUCUUCGAGAAGAAGCGCUCCCAGCGCGCGGCUCUCAACGCGCUCCCGCUCUACCCCAACGAGGACGUCAUGUGGGACGAGAGCCUCAUCCCCAGCGUGAACUACACCGGCGAAGGCUGCCUCGCUCUGCCGAAACUCAACCUGCAGUUCCUCACGCUGCACGAUUACCUCCUGCGGAAUUUCAACCUGUUUCGGCUGGAGUCGACGUACGAGAUUCGCGAGGAGGUGCACGAUGUGCUGAAGCGGAUGGGGGCGAAGGGGAGCAUGUACAGCAGUGCGGACCGGGAUACGGAGUUCACCGGGUGGGCUAGGAUGGCCAUUCAGAUCUCUUCUUUCCGGAUUGUGGAGGUUAAGGCGCCGCGGCUCGGCGAGGUGCAGCCGGCGGCGGUUCUAGCGGAAGUGGAGUACUCUAUAGGGGGGUAUAAGGCGGCUAUGCGGAGCGAGUGGGAGGAGAUUAAAGAGCAUGAUGUGUUGUUCCUGCUGGGUAUUCACCCAGAUGAGAUUGCGCUGCAAGCUGCGGCUGAUGCCGCCGCGGCGCAGGCGGCGGCGCAGGCGAAGCGGGAGGCGGGAGAGGAUGGGGCGGAGGAGGAGGAAGCAGCGGCGGAUGCUGCAGCAGUGGUUUCGUCGCUGUCCGUCCCGCAGAGAUACGGGCUGCGGUAUGUGCGGGGGUGCGAGGUGAUCGAGCUGCGCGACGAGGAUAACAAGCUGAUGAACGACUUUUCCGGGCGGGUGAAGCGCGAGGAGUGGAAACCGCCCAAAGGGAACCAGCGCACGGCUCUCGUCGCUCUCGACCCAGCCCAGUUUCAACUGGAUUUGGAGGCCAACGGAGGGACGCUGAGAGGAGCGCAGGAGGAGGUUUACUCGGCUUUAAACGUGGUGAUGAGGAGGAAACCGAAGGAGAAUAACUUCAAGCCGAUUCUGGAGUCGAUCCGAGAUCUGAUGAACGAAGAGGCGUCGGUGCCGGGUUGGUUGCAUGACCUGUUUUUGGGAUACGAUGACCCGGCGGCUGCCAGCUGGCGGCGCAUGCCUGCUGAGCUGGCGCCGUGGCGGGUGGAGGUGGUGGAUUUUAGAGACACGUUUGUGGACGCGGAUCAUUUGAAGGAGUGCUUUCCGGGGUAUAAAGUCCGGUUUGUGGAUGCGGAUGGGUUUGAGAAUCCGAACCCGCAGCCUCCGUUCCGCGUGACUAUUCCGAUGCCUAAGGUGCAGGAGGAGGGGCGUGGGGUGGCAGUGGGGGGGAAGAAGAAGGGGCAGGAGAAAGACGGGAAGGGGAAGGGGAAGGGGAAGAAGGGGGUGAAGGGGAAGAAGAAGGGAAAGGGGAAGGGUAAGGAAGGGGGGGAGGAGAAGGGUGGGGAGAAGCAGGAGGGGGAGCAGAUGGAGGUGGAUGGGGGGGAGAAGGCGAAGGGAGGAGACGGGGGAGACGAGGCUUCUCAGCAAGGGGAGCAGGGAGACAAGGGAGGGCAGGGCGAGCAGGGAGAGCAGGGAGGGCAGGGGGAGCAGCAGCAGGAGGGAAGUAAGGAGGAGGAGGGUGAGGGGGUGGUGAUAGCGGAGUCGGUGCCUCUGCCUGACCCUGGGCCGUACCCUCCAAGAGUGCAGAAGAAGAACCACGUCCGCUUUACACCCACGCAGGUGGACGCCAUCAUUAGCGGGGUGCAGCCCGGGUUGACCAUGAUAGUGGGGCCGCCAGGAACGGGCAAGACCGACACGGCUGUGCAGAUCCUGCAGGUGCUGUAUCACAACUGCCCGGAGCAGCGCACACUCGUCAUCACCCACUCCAACCAGGCCCUCAACGACCUCUUUGAGAAGAUCAUGCAGCGGGACGUGCCAGCGCGCUACAUGCUGCGGCUGGGAAUGGGAGAGCAGGAGCUGGACACGGAGCAGAAGUUCAGCCGCAUGGGGCGAGUCAACGACAUGCUUGCUCGGCGCCUUGAACUGCUGGCCGAGGUGGAGCGCCUGGCAGUGACUCUUGGGCGGCCAUCUGACGUGGCAUACACGUGUGAGAGCGCUGCCUACUUCUGGUUGCUGCACGUGCUCGCCAGGUGGGAGGCAUUUGUGGCCAAGUGUAGUGGCGGGGGCAGCAGAGCAGCGACCAUAGUUCGGGACACCUUCCCCUUCGCCGAGUUCUUCCAGGAGGCACCGGGCUUUAAGAUGACGGGCGGGUCGUACGCACAGGACAUGCGCAUGGCGGAGAGCUGCUUCGAGUUCCUCAAGGGCAUGUUCCAGGUGGGCUUUAAGAGGAUUGAGACGUGUGCCCCUUCAAAAAACGUGCUGCUGCUCCUCGCCUCGCCCACCUCUCCCAAGCAGGAACUGGAGGAGUGUCGGGCGUUCGAGCUGUUCAAGACCACAGCAGACCGCUCCAAUUACCUGAUGGCCCGCCAGGCCAAGGAGCUGGAGGAAUGCCGCGCGUUCGAGCUCUUCAAAACAACGGCAGACCGCUCCAACUACCUGAUGGCACGGCAGGCAAAAGUGGUGGCAAUGACGUGCACGCACGCGGCGCUCAAGCGCCGGGACUUCCUGAACCUCGGAUUCCACUUUGACAACCUGCUCAUGGAGGAGUCGGCUCAGAUCCUCGAGAUCGAAACCUUCAUCCCCAUGCUGCUGCAGCGCCCCGACGGCCCCUCCCGCACCGUCACUGGCACCGGCAGUACCACUGCUGCUGCUUCUGCUGGUGCUGCCGCUGCUGGUGCGGCUGCUGCGGCUGGUGGUGGUGGUGGCAAUGGUGCCUUGUCCUACUCUCGCCUCAAGCGCUGCAUUCUAAUCGGCGACCACAAUCAGCUCCCCCCCGUCGUAAAAAACAUGGCCUUCCAGAAGUACUCGCGCAUGGAUCAGAGCCUCUUCACCCGCUUCGUCCGCCUCGGAGUCCCUUACAUAGAGCUCAACGCCCAGGGCCGCGCGCGGCCCUCCAUCGCUCAGCUCUACAACUGGCGAUACCGGGACCUGGGGGAUUUGCCGGUGGUGAAAACCGGGGAGGAGUAUGUGCGCGCGAACGGGGGGUUUGCGUGGGAGUAUCAACUUGUGGAUGUGGGGGAUUGGAUGGGGCGAGGGGAGAGCGAGCCGAACCCGUGGUUCUACCAGAAUUUGGGCGAGGCUGAGUAUGUGGUGAGCGUGUUUCAGUACAUGCGGCUGAUGGGGUAUCCCGCUGAGAAGAUCUCGAUUCUGACGACGUACAACGGGCAGAAGCACCUGAUAAGGGAUGUUAUUGAAAGGAGGUGUGCCGGGAACCCCCGCUUCGGCCGCCCCAGCAAGAUAACAACAGUGGAUCGCUUUCAGGGCCAGCAGAACGACUACAUUCUGCUCUCCCUCGUGCGGACCCGCACCGUGGGCCACCUGCGUGACGUGCGCCGCCUCGUUGUCGCCAUGUCCCGCGCCCGCCUCGCCCUCUACUGCUUCUGCCGCCGCUCGCUCUUCGAGCAGUGCUACGAGCUGCAGCCCACCUUCCAGCUGCUGCUGCAGCGCCCGGACAGGCUCGGGUUGGUGCUGGAGGAAGGGAGUAGGAGGACGGAGAGGCCGGCGGGGGAGGGGAGUGAGGGGGCGUAUCUGGUGCCGGGGAUUGAGGAGAUGGCGCGGAUUGUGGAGUGGCGCCUGCAGAAUGUGACCGAACAGGUGAGCGUGAGCUGGGGAGGUGGUUUUAGAGAGCUCGGGUUGGUGCUGGAGGAAGGGAGUAGGAGCACGGAGAGGCCCGCGGGGGAGGGGAGUGAGGGGGCGUAUCUGGUGCCGGGGAUUGAGGAGAUGGCGCGGAUUGUGGAGUGGCGCCUGCAGAAUGUGACCGAACAGAUGCCAUCUCCUGUGCAGAUGCUGCCAGUGCAUGGGGUGCAUGUGGGGCAGGUGCUAUCUCCUGUGCUGCCAGGGCAAGCGCAUGCGCACAUGCAUGCACAGGCGCACAUGCAAAUGCAGGCGCAGGCACAGAUGCACAUGCAGGCGCAAGCACAGGCUCAUGCACAUGCACAUGCACAGGGACAUGCGCAAGCACAAGCACAGCUGCAGGUGCGGGAGCAGGCUCGGCAGAUGGAGAUGCACGCUCACAUGGAAGCUCUGGCGCGGCUGCAGCAGCAGCAGAGGCUGCAGCGGCGGCAGCACAAGAGCGGGAGAGGUAGGGGCGGUGGGAGGGGUAGGGGGCGGGGGGGUGGGCGAGGAGGGAGGACGGGAGGGGAGGGGAAGGGGAAGGGUGGGAAGGAGGGGGUGGAGGAGGGUGGGGAGAAGGGCGAGGAAGGGAGAGCGGAGGAGCGGGAGGGGGAUGAGGAGGGAGAGGGUGACGAAGGAGAGGAAGCAGAGGAGUGGGGAGAGGGUGAGGGAAUGCAAGGUGUAGAAGAGCAUGUGAGGGUGAAAGAGGAGCCUGGAACAUCAGAGAGCGUGCGAGUGAAAACAGAGCUGGUGGAGCAAGCGAGGGAGGGGCAGCGAGUGAAGCAGGAGAUAUUGGAGGAGGCAGGGCAGGGGGCAGGGCAACAGCAAGUGGGAGUGGUGAAGGAAGAGCCAGCUGAGCCCGGGGCUGCAACUCCUCCUGGGGGGUCCUCUGAUAGUGAUUGA